UUUCCUGCAGCGUCCCUUGCGGGCUGCAGGCAGAAGCUCUGGGAGUGCAGGAAGGAGCUGGAAGGUGACAGCCACAGCGACAGAGUAAAAGAUGUCCCGGGGCUGGGGGCUAGCCUAGGUGGCCACGUGCAGGGCUCAAACACAUACACACCUUGCCUGGGCGAUGCCAGAGCAAGAUCAAGUUGUUUUCUGUUGAAAGCUCAAAGCCAUCAUGGUUAUGCUGCUCUUACUGGUCACUCUGCUGCCGGCCGUCUGUAAGUUCGGUUUUGUCAGCCUGUCAGCGCUGCCACACUGGAACUGUCCCGAAGGUCCCGUGGCUGGCGACGCGAAUGCCACCUGCCUGGGUCCUGCACCCUUCUUAAUUUUCUCCCGUGGAAAUAGUAUCUUUAGGAUUGAUUUGGAAGGGACAAAUCACGAGCCAUUGGUGGCGGAUGCUGGCUCCUCGGUCAUCAUGGACUUUCAUUACAAGGAAGAAAGAAUCUAUUGGGUGGAUUUAGAAAGACAACUUUUGCAAAGAGUUUUUCUGAAUGGGUCAAGGCAAGAGAGAGUGUGCAAUGUAGAGAAAAAUGUUUCUGGAAUGGCAAUCAAUUGGAUGAAUGAAGAAGUUAUUUGGUCCAAUCAACAGGAGGGAAUCAUUACAGUAACAGAUAUGAAAGGAAAUAAUUCCCGUGUUCUUUUAAGUGCCUUAAAAUAUCCUGCCAAUAUAGCAGUUGAUCCAGUAGCAAGGUUGAUAUUCUGGUCCUCGGAGCGGCCCGGCAGCCUGCACAGAGCAGAUCUCAGCGGUGGGGAAGUGAAGACCCUCCUAGAGACGUCACAGACGAUAACAGCCAUGUCACUAGAUGUGCCCGGCAAGCAGCUCUUUUGGAUUCAGCACAACAGAGAAGGAAGCAAUUCUCAUAUCUGUUCCUGUGACUAUGAUGGGGGUUCCGUCCACCUUAGCAAAUAUCAAACCCAGCACAAUGUGUUCGCGAUGUCCCUUUUUGGUGACCGUAUCUUCUAUUCAACACGGAGAACGAAGAUCAUUUGGAUAACCAACAAACGCACUGGGAAGGACAUGGUUCGAAUUAGCCUCGAUCCAUCCUCCGUGCCACCUGGUGAACUUAAAGUGGUGCAUCCGCUCCUGCAGCCCACGGCCAAGGACAAAACUCGGGAGUCUGAGCAGAAACUUUGCAAACGGAGGAAAGAAAACUGCCCCGGCGGUGACUGCAGGGGACACCCCCAGGCUCAGCAGUGCGCGUGCGCGCAGGGAUACGCCGCGAGCCCGGACGGGCUGUCCUGCGAAGAUGUCAACGAAUGUGCCUUUUGGAAUCAUGGCUGCACUCUUGGCUGUGAGAACACCCCCGGGUCCUACUACUGCACGUGCCCUGCAGGAUUUGUUCUGCUUCCCGAUGGGAAGCGAUGUCAUCAGUAUGUUUCCUGCCCGAGCAAUGUAUCCGGCUGCAGCCAUGAUUGUGUUCUGACAUCAGACGGUCCCCUGUGUUUCUGUCCUGAAGGCUCAGUGCUUGAGACAGAUGGAAAAACGUGCAGUGGCUGUUCGUCACCUGACAAUGGUGGCUGUGGCCAGCUCUGCAUUCGUCUCAGCCCGGUGUCCUGGGAGUGUGGUUGCCUUCCUGGGUAUGACCUACAGCUGGAUAAAAAAAGCUGCGAAGCUUCAGGACCACAGCCAUUUUUGCUGUUUGCCAAUUCGCAAGACAUUCGACACAUGCAUUUCGAUGGGACAGAUUAUAGAACCCUGCUCGGCCAGCAGAUGGGAGCGGUUUUUGCUCUGGAUCAUGACCCGGUGGAGAACAAGAUGUACUUUGCCCACACGGCCCUGAAGUGGAUAGAGAGGGCCAAUCUGGAUGGCUCCCAGCGAGAGAGGCUCAUUGAGGAAGCAGUGGGUGUUCCAGAAGGUCUUGCCGUGGACUGGAUCGGCCGUAGGUUCUACUGGACAGACAGAGGGAAAUCUCUCAUUGAAGGGAGUGAUUUAAAUGGAAAACAUCGGGAAAUAAUCAUUAAGGAGAACAUUUCUCAACCUCGAGGAAUUGCUGUCCAUCCAGUGGCCGAGAGAUUAUUCUGGACUGAUAUGGGGAUUAAUCCACGAAUUGAAAGUUCUUCCCUUCAAGGCUUUGGCCGACUGAUCAUAGCCGGCUCUGAUCUACUCGAGCCCAGUGGGAUAACGAUCGACUUCUUAACCGACAAGUUGUACUGGUGCGAUGCCAAACAGUCUGUGAUUGAAAUGGCCAAUCUGGAUGGUUCAAAACGCCAAAGACUUGCCCAGAACGAUGUAGGUCACCCCUUUGCCAUCGCUGUGUUUGGGGAUCAUGUGUGGCUCUCGGAUUGGGCCCUGCCAUCGGUAAUAAGGUUGAACAAGAGGACUGGCAGAAACAGGGUGCGUCUCCGCGGCAGCAUGCUGAAGCCCUCGUCACUAGUUGUGGUUCAUCCCCUGGCAAAACCAGGUGGCAUAGCUGACGUAAGGAACCAAGUGACACCGCUGGGCACCGUCUCCGAGACUAGAGUGUCAGAAGACAACGUGACAGAAGUUCAGUACACGCUGGUUGCCGAGAUCAUGGUGUCAGACCGAGAUGCCUGUGCCCCGGCUGGCUGCAGCGUGCAUGCCUGGUGUGUUUCAGAGGGAGAGGAUGCCACGUGUCAAUGUUUGAAAGGCUUUGCAGGGGAUGGAACACUAUGCUCUGACAUAGAUGAAUGUGAGCUGGGCGUCCCAGUGUGCCCUCCCGCCUCCUCCAAGUGCAUCAACACCAAAGGUGGCUACGUCUGCCAGUGUUCGGAAGGCUACCAAGGAGAUGGGGUUCACUGUCUCGACGUUGACGAGUGCCAUCUGGGGACACACCGCUGUGGGGCAAACGCCAGUUGCACGAACACGGAGGGAGGCUAUACCUGCACGUGUGCCGGGCUCCCAUCUGCACCCGGACUGCCCUGCCCCGACUCUACUGCACCCUCUGACCUCAGGGAAGAUGGUCACUACCCCGUCCGAAAUAGCUACCCAGGGUGUCCCCCGUCCCACGAUGGGUACUGCCUCCACGAUGGCGUGUGCAUGUAUGUAGAAGCCGUGGACAGCUAUGCGUGCAACUGUGUGGUUGGCUUCGUCGGGGAGCGAUGUCAGCACCGAGACUUGAAGUGGUGGCAGCUGCGCCACGCCGGCCUGGGACGGCAGCGGAGCAUCACCGUGGUAGCCGUCUGCGUGGUGGCUCUCGUCCUGCUGCUCCUCCUGGGGCUCUGGGGGGCUCGUUACUACAGGACUCAGAAGCUGCUCUUGAAAAAUCCGAAGAACCCGUAUGAGGAGCCAAGCGGGCAUGUGAGUGGCGGCUGGCCUGCCACCAGCGCGGCUGGAAUGCCUCCUUGCCCCCAACCUUGGUUUGUGGUUAUAAAGGAAGAGCAAGACCUCGGGAAUGGAUGUCAACCUAUGGCCGGCAAGGAUGGCCAGGCAGCAGAUGGCGGCCAGUUUUCCUCCCUGGAGCCUGGGUCAGUGCAACCGACUUCGUGGAGGAAGGGGCCCCAGACGUCUGGAAUGGGCACACAGGAAGGCUGCGGAAUCCCACCAUCCGGCGACAAAGGCUCCUGUCCCCAGGUAAUGGGGCGAAGCUUUCAUCUGCCCGUCUACCGGGCACGGCCCCUUGCGGAGGGAGUUGAGAAGCCCCGUUCUUUCCUGUCACCUAACCCAUUAUGACAGCAGAGGGCCCUGGACCCGCUGUGCCACACGGAGCUGACUCAGUGAAAACUGGAAUUUAAAAGAAGGUCGAGAAGAACAAACCAUGUGGAUG
Lemur catta (Ring-tailed lemur) is the source of this 3761-nucleotide messenger RNA. RefSeq names its product epidermal growth factor (gene EGF). NCBI's taxonomy places the organism in Eukaryota, Metazoa, Chordata, Mammalia, Primates, Lemuridae. The record is from RefSeq and is a predicted model, not a curated record. Gene Ontology annotation, molecular function: calcium ion binding. The transcript is spliced from 23 exons. Bases 212 to 3667 code for a protein of 1151 amino acids.